Geosmithia morbida is the source of this 2076-nucleotide messenger RNA. RefSeq lists its product as uncharacterized. The record is from RefSeq and is a predicted model, not a curated record. Lineage: Eukaryota; Fungi; Ascomycota; Sordariomycetes; Hypocreales; Bionectriaceae. The coding region runs from base 1 to 2076 and encodes 691 amino acids. The transcript has 2 exons.
AUGCCGCCCAGAAACGGCCCUUCGAGCAGUAACCGAACGCGCCCCAUAACGAGCUUCUUCAAACCGAGCCCCCAGAAGGCGCAGCCUACACCACCGCCGCCGUCGUCCCCAUCUCGCGGCGAUUCGCCAUGCCCCGCCAACGACACCCUUGCAGCGGGAAGGGCGUCACGGUCUAGCCCGACGAGCCUCCGCGCGCCCUCCUCGCCACUGCAGCUGCCUUCCUCGCCGCUAGGCACACCGUCGCGCAGCAUCCGCAGACCUGUAGCCCGAGAUGCCGUAGUCGCCGCGUCGGACGAAGACGACAGCGAAGGCGGCUUCUCCGACUCGGAUGACGACCUGGAGGACCUGAUGGCGAAGUUCGACCCCAACAGGCUGAAGAAGAGCACGACGCCGCCUCUCGCGGCGGCGAGGAAGAACGUGCCGGGCCCGGGCCCGGGCCCUCUCGAGACGCCCAGGGCCAAGCGCACAGACACGGCCAUCCACUGCAGCAUGCUCUCGUCGCCUCUGACGCUCAACCCCAAGCGUACCCAUCAGUUUGACAUGGGCGCUCUUAUCGAGGACGCCAUGCAAGACGACGCGACGCAUGCCAGUUCCCUGAAGAACAGGUUGGCCGUGGAAGCCGCUGCUAAAGCUGCCGCCACUGCUUCCGCCGCCGCCACGUCCUCACGAGACGCGGUCCUCCUCGGCAUCGUCCGAGACGGCGAUGACGGCCUGGACGCGCAAAAGGUCCUCCGGGCCGUGCAGAGGACAUCGCACGGUCAGUCGCCAAAGCUACGGUACUGCUUCUUCGCAGCGGACUACGCGCCCCCGCCGCCGCCGCCGUUGCCGCCGAUGCCGCCGAUGCAGGAUCAGGGGCAGAAACAGGUCGGGGCGGCGUGGGCGCCUCUGACGCAUGCCAACCCCCGUGUGAGGGAGCAGUAUCUUGCCUCUGGCCUGCCACAGACCAUGGUUGACAGGAUGGGAGGGGCCUUCCUGCCCGCAGCGCUGUUUGACUGGAUCCUCGACGACUUGUGCGUGCAGAAGUCCAGGCUUGUCCAGCAGGAGUAUGUCAGUCUGCUGAGCUGCUGCCAGGAGCAUGCGCGGGUCAGGCUCACUCCCCAGCGUCUGCGGCGGCUGUUUGCCAGGCUUGGUGCUCGCGGCGAUGGCGAUGACGUCGAGAUGUCGGACGAGGGAGAGGAGGGAGGGGGGCCGUCGCCGCUGCCACUGUCGAACCCCCCACAGGAUCCGUAUCUGGAUAGGGACUGGUCGUGUGUGCGCUCGGUUAUCGAGCUGCUGGGCCUUUUGUCCUGCGACCUGUCGCCCGAGUCUGUCGCGUUUGCCACCAGGACGCUGCUCCGCAUGUCGGUGGAUAGGUUUCUGAUAUGCUCCCCCGAGGUCCUGCCCGAGUAUGAGUACAGCAUACAGCUACUCGUGGAGGCAUUGCCGCCUUCUUCGUGGGAUUCCUUUUGCGCCGAGACGAUCAAGAUGAUGUACGCCAACUUCACUGCCCAGUCCAUCCGUAUAAACGCCCUCCUCUGUCUCCCCAUCAGCAAUCGGCGUACCCACGAGCUCCGCAGACGGUUAGCGGUAUCAUUCUUCUUCGACGACCCGACCCUAGGAGGCCACCACCCAGACACAGUCGUCAGCGUGCGCCGCGUGAUUGACCGUCUAGCCAUCGGAGACGUCUUCGCCGUGACCUCCAAGACGGACUUUGACGAGCUGCGGGCCGGCAUCCUGCUCCUCAACAUGGCCGUCGACGACGGGUCUCUCGAGGCAGCCUCGGCCACCGCUGACGGCAGAUGGGAUCCUGAUGACGAGCGACGCUUCAAUGCCGAGGUGGACGAGCUGGCCACCAUGCUGCGCGAGAUUUGGAGGAAGAUCAAUGACGCAGGCAUGAAGCUGUCGCGCACGGAGGCCAAGAGCGUCAUCGAGUGGGUGCAGCAGCGCAUCUCGCACUCGGUGCGGACGAGGAAGAAGGUCAGGAAGAGCGUAUUCGACUCGGUCAGCCGACCCGAACGUGAUCCUUUCCUACCGCGGCAGCAGAAUUAUAUGCGCAAGUUCCUCGACAGGCCCGUGUCAAAACGCGUCGCAAGUUGA